Messenger RNA from Alternaria ethzedia, 1494 nucleotides. RefSeq lists its product as uncharacterized. Lineage: Eukaryota; Fungi; Ascomycota; Dothideomycetes; Pleosporales; Pleosporaceae. The record is from RefSeq and is a predicted model, not a curated record. The transcript is spliced from 4 exons. The coding region runs from base 1 to 1494 and encodes 497 amino acids.
AUGACUGAUCGAAGUACCUUUGACGAGUCGAUGCAUGUCUCUACUGAAAUAUCCAAGCGCGAGAUCUUUAACAUUAUCCUUGGCACUGAAUCCAAAGACCGGGGCAACGCUGCCGUUCGCUACCACACUGUCGAUCAUGUACCACCAAAGGCGUUUGAGAAGAUCGCGCUCGCUUUAAUAGAAGGAAACGCGGACGAGAAGACCCUUAAUCUGUACAAGGUCAUUGUGCACUUUCAAGGCGCUGUUGUACUAUACGCAAAUCAGCUACAAGGCCCCAAAAGCGCAGCCGUCCAAACGCACAUCCAGCAAAUGGAGUUCAAUCAUCUGACAGCAGCGCUUACUGCUCUGGACCGCAUUAGUUUCCUAACCGCGCCAUCCCUACUACUUGCUCAGGCCUUGAUCACUGGGGCCAUCAUGAUGCAAAUUAUGGGUAACCCAGUGAGUUGUUGGGAACUCACGGCACAUGCAUCGCGCACUAUUGUAGCUCUGGGAUAUCACCAUAUUGAUAAGCCAAUGCCUGAAAGUGAUUCCGAAAGCGAGAUCUAUGCACUUGUCGGCCAAUGCGCAUUUCUUGACAGUAUCAUGAGCCUUUUGCUGCUGCGACCAAGAUCUCUUCCUCAACUUCCGGUCAAAGCCUCGUACUUGUUACGAGCCGAUCCAGCCAGCCCUAUGAGCAUUCUAGAAAUGCUUCCCGUACUCGACAAGAUCCUGGAUCUGACAUUGGACACAAAGCCAUCGCCUACUAUACUCAACGAUGAGGUUGCGCAACUACGGACAAAGAUGAAGGACAUCUACGAGCUCAUGGAGAAGGAACGACAGCUUCAUCUCUUGGAUAGCAGAACGGAUGCUCUCAUACACUGGAAGAGCAUGGAGUUCAGAUACUUUUCUACCCUGACGUCGGUCCACCGCCUGAGUCCCACCGUUACGACAAAUCCCUUGGAACGAGAAGAAUGCCUCCAAAGCGCCCGGAAAGCACUCGAGUGUGCAAAGGACAUAGAGGAGCUCGGAAGAUCUUUGGAUCACUUCAUCGAAGGCUAUGAUCCUUACCUCGCCUGGAGUAUGCUUUCUUACCCACUCUGUCCCUUCUUCGUCGUAUUUUGCAACGUCGUCGGCACAUCCAGCGCCCAAGAUUUCCAGCUCCUCCAAGAUGUCACCGAUGGUCUUUCCGCACUCGUUACAGAGAACAAGUAUGUUCAUCGACUACAUCGACUGUGUGCCACGCUGCUGGGCCUUUGCAGGCCUCUUGUGCAGGGUUCUGGUACCCAUGGACAGACACCACACCCGACUGGACCGUUGGCCACCUAUCCUAUGUCGGCAGCUUUCGGCAACGGUCCCGGCAUCUUGAACAACAGUGGGAGUGACAACACUGCUGGUAUCAUGCCAUCUUCAUGGAACGACGACAUGAUGUGGCAGCUGUUUCAGUCGCAACCUUCUCUGGACUGGUUCAACGCUGAUAUAUUGGAUCCUUCUUGGGGUCUUGGACAAACACAGUAA